This is a messenger RNA of Oldenlandia corymbosa var. corymbosa, 459 nucleotides long. Lineage: Eukaryota; Viridiplantae; Streptophyta; Magnoliopsida; Gentianales; Rubiaceae. The record is from the annotation of a GenBank genome assembly.
AUGGCUGCAAACGUUAUAUUGCUGUGGCAGCUUCUUUCCGGUGGAGGAGCUUUGUACCCUUUUGUGAAGCUUUGGAAACCUGGAAUAGUAGUAAGUCUUUUCGAGAGGAUUAUGAGAAGAGAUUUUAUCUUCUCUGCCAAUCAACAGAUGAAUAGGGAUGGACGAAUGAGUAACUACAACAAGAAGCCUAUUUUGUUGGUUGAGAAAGCGUUCCCACCUGAAGCCAAGUUGAUGAGAAGACGGAACUCAAAAACAGCUCAAAAAGCUGUUAUCAAGGCCCAGAAGGAAGCUGAGAAGAAACUCAAGGAUCGUGAAAAGAGAGCAAAGAAGAAAGCUGGCUUGUCAGGUGAUGUUCCAGAGGAUGAGGAACAAACUGAAGCUGUUACUAUGAUGCUGGUGAUGCAGAGAAGGCAGAAGAAACAGUUGUACUCCAGCACCAUCAAAGAGACAAAGAAAUGA